CCCAGGCCCUGCCCGCGCCGCCCGGGGCCGGCUCCGCAGCGGCGGCAAUUGGUGCAGCCGCCGCCCGAGCAGCGUCGGCGCCGAUGCCUCCUGCGGCGGCCGCGGGGGGAAGAUGGCGCCGUCCCACGUCCUCAAGUGCUGCCAGAGGGUGCUGGCCUGGGUGCCCGUGGUCUUCAUCGCCCUGGUCGUGGCCUGGUCCUACUACGCCUACGUGGUGGAGCUGUGUGUGUUUACUAUUUCUUCAACUGCAGAAAAAGUUGUGUACCUUGUGAUUUUCCAUCUGUCAUUUGUCAUGUUUGUAUGGUCCUACGGGAAGACAAUUUUCACAUCUCCUGCAUCCCCCUCCAAUGAGUUCUGCUUGUCAAAAGCUGACAAAGAACAGUAUGAAAAAGAAGAGAGACCAGAGUCCCAGCAGGAGAUUCUGAGAAGAGCCGCUAAAGACUUGCCUAUCUAUACAACAACAGCAUCAAAAGCCAUCAGAUACUGUGAUCGAUGCCAGCUAAUCAAACCUGACCGCUGCCACCACUGUUCUGCAUGUGACAUAUGUGUACUAAAAAUGGACCACCACUGUCCAUGGGUGAAUAAUUGUGUGGGAUUUUCUAACUACAAAUUCUUCCUCCUGUUCUUAAUGUAUUCCUUACUGUACUGUCUGUUUGUUGCUGCUACAGUCUUGCAGUACUUCAUAAAGUUUUGGACACUUUGCCGCAGGAAAGCUGCAGAGAAUUGUCCAAAGAAUGAAUUGCCAGAUACCCAUGCAAAAUUCCACGUACUCUUCCUUUUCUUUGUGGCAGCCAUGUUCUUCAUCAGCAUACUGUCACUCUUCAGCUACCACUGCUGGCUAGUUGGCAAAAACAGAUCAACAAUAGAAACAUUCCGUGCACCCACAUUUCGAAAUGGCCCUGACAAAAACGGCUUUUCUCUUGGAUGCAGCAAAAACCUGAGGGAGGUUUUUGGAGAUGAAAAGAAGUAUUGGCUGCUCCCUAUUUUUACCAGUUUGGGCGAUGGGUGUAAUUUUCCAACUCGUUUGGUGAUAAUGGAUCCAGAGCAACUCACUGUCUCCAGCCAAAAUGAACCUGCCAAAAGCUCUGGAGCCAAUCAGCCCUUUCCUACUCGACCACUCAGUGAAUCACAAAAUCGAUUGCUAGCCAGUGACAGUCAGUGGGUAGAAAGUGGCCCUGAAGAUGAAAAUGUUAAAUCAGGUACAAAAAAGCAUAUUAUAGUUUCAUUGGAAAGCUGAUCUCAGCUUAUUACUAACCAACCAUCUCAGUGAGAAACAGGUUUCUGCAACACAUUUUGUGCUUGAAUGUUACUUAAUUUUGUUUGGAAGAAAUUGAUCAGUAAAAAAUGGAACAUGAGCAUUUUAUGAGGAGACAAGAAAUUGAAGUUUCUGCACAGUCCAGUGGAUUCUUGUAAGCACUAUUUGCAGAGCAGGGAAGUUCAGACAGAUGCCUUAAGAUUCUUCGUGUGCAUUUAUGCAGCACUGAAUUAUAUACUGCUACCAAAGGGCCAAAUCCUGAAGUGCCCUGCUUGGAUGCACAAGGUCCAGAGUGGGAACUAUGCAUUUCUGUUACGCUGCAGUGGUGGGGACUGCUACCUCCCCACGGGCAAACUUUAUACCUUAGGCACUGCAGAAUUCACUUCCAUAGCAGGACUUGAGGGUACAGAAAGAAGAAGAAAAAAGGAUGGAGGAGGAAUCAACCAAGAGCGUGGCUGAUGAGUCUGAAGUACAGCUGUUCUCAGCUCACACACCAGGUGGUGGGAAAGAAGGUACCAGAUGAUACAUUCAUGGUCAUAGCUAUAUAAGCCUUUCAGGAUUCUGCAUUCCUUCUGCUGACUGCACUAUGGAACGAAGCAUUUCCAACAAAGUAAAAACUUGGCAUUGUUUUUUUGCUAUCAGAUUGAACCCCAUCAUCCUUCUAAUCUGACCAUUUAACCAUAUCAAGAAUCAUAGAAUCACAAGGUUGGAAAGGACCUACAAGAUCAUCCAGUCCAACUGUCCUCCCAUCACCAUUGCUACCACAAACCACAUCUCGUAGCUCCUCAUCCAGACGCCUCUUGAACACUGCCAGGGACAGCAACUCCACCACCUCCCUGGGCAGCCAUUCCAGUGCCUGACCACUCUCUGAGAGAAAAAGUUUUUCCUUAUGUCUAAUCUAAACCUCCUCUGGCGCAUCUUGUGACCAUGAACACAAGAGCAAGCUCAAAGAAGUGAACUCUUUCUUAGUUGAUAAAAACAUAGUUUAUUGCUUUUCAACAACUUCCUGUCAGCAUAAGAAGAAAAUCCAAUUGAAAAAGGGAGAUAACAAACGGUUACAUUUUCUGUUAAUGUUUGCAGUGUUCUGUAUGAGGCAGUAACAAAAUGGCAAUGUACCCCUGAGAAAAAUCUUAGUGCAGUCAUGUGUCGUUAGAAAAUGGAACUGGAAGAGUACUGCUUUUUAUAUGGGACUCUUGAUGGUUUAUAAAUACUGUUUUAUACUUUUGUUUUAUCUUUUUAAUAAAAACACAAGUUUUUAUUGGUUCUGAAAUACCAUUUAAACAAAUUUCAAGUACUUAUGAGAAAGUUAGGGCUGGAUCAGGCACUUGUGUUAACACACCACUCUGUAUGCUGUCUGCUUUGUCUGCCACUUUCAAGUCGAUUUUAAAGUGUUACUGAACUGCUAAAGAUGGGUGCUUUGUGCAGUGAUGUACCAUGUUCACAAAGGGCAAAACGUUUCCUGUACUGAGGAAUAAAGUCCCACUAAGCUCAAGACCUACAACAAACCUCAUGGUUUUUCUUUUCCUCCUACUCCUCUAUAGAGAACACUUUGAAUUCAUCUUUUGAUGUUCCUGGCAUUUUGCACCUGACCAAAGUGGAAAAAUGCAGUUCUAUGGUCUGAAGCUUUUCUGAUGUUCAGCUGAUGCUGAUUACAAAUAGUCAUAAGCCUCUCUGAUAGAAACUGAAGGUGGUAGCUAUGUUGAUGUUCUGAACAAAAGGAACUUCUUUGGUUUCUAUGCCAGACUGAUCACUGCUUUUCCCCAUCACUGACGUACUGGAGUUACUUGGAUAUCAAGUAUACUCUGAGUUUUAAAAACAAAUAUUUUCUUUGUCUUUGACAUUUAGGACAAGGUAUUUUUUCCAGUCUUCUAGAACAGGAGCACUUCAGUGACCUACGGGCAUAUUGUCACUGUCAGAUACUGCUGAGACAGAACUGAAGGUACUUUGUAUGUUCUUCAAACUUUGUACAAUAAAUUUUACAUUUGCCAGUUUUCAAAGAAAAAGUAUUUGCUAUGCAUUAAUCUGAAAGGUUUCGCUUUUCCUUCUCAAAUGUCAAGUGAAAAGCUCUCAUCUAAAUAUAAGCUUUCAUGAGUACUGACAUGUUGAACUUAGAAGGAGAGAAUGCGUCAGCAACAUUUCCUGGGGAAGACGAUGGAAACGCAAGACUGAGCUCAGUGCAGCAUAGAAUUAUAAUGGAAGACCCUGGAUAUCAUGUUUCUUUUACUGGAUCAGUGUAUCACAGCAGAGGUAACAAAUGCAUCUACAGUUGUCUAGCAAAAGUAGAAGGAAUAUUGCUGUCUAAUAGGGUAAAUCUCAAAAGGGACAGUCCCCUCAGCUCUUCCAGGUGUUCAGUUUACACCUAUGUGAAUGGUGUGUGCUGUAAGCUAACAUCAAUAUAACUUGUUUUAUUGCUUAAGUCAGAAUAGUUAAUCUACGGGGGGAAAAAAAUGCAAGUAAACAGAUGGGCCAAAUCUGCCUGCUUUCUAGCAAGGUGCAUUUGGGUUCUCUGAGAGUUCUGAUCUGACAGCUCCAUAGCCAUAAGCAAGGGCAUCCCAUGCUGUAUCAAAGCAGAGUGGGAUGGUUUCUGGCUUACUCCCUCUUUUUGCCUAAAUGCAACUUUGCUGAGGACAAAAAGCUGUCUGACUGCUAGCUGGGCUCUGCAGGAGCACACUAGGAUGUCCUUUCAACCCACAUCUGUGCACUGAGUCGCCGCACACCUCCAGCGAGAGGAGCUGACCUGCCUGGUCAGGAGGCAAGAAGGGAAGAUGGUCAGGAUGCAGGGUCAUGAGGUACAUGCUUUUUCUGUGCUUUAAGCUGCUGUGUGUCAGCAAGUCUUGAAAAUACUUACGUUUGUCACUAAAAAUAACAGUGCUUAAGCUUUUAAACCCCUCAAAAUAACUGCUAGCCAUGAGUAGCAUUGCGGUGACUGUAGCAUAGUUGACAUUGGCUGCAGUCAGAAGCUGUGCUUUGGUAUCUCCUAAAGCUUUCUUUUCUUUUAUAAAAAUCCACACAACAGUCACAACCACAAAUGACUUAAACUCCCUAUGUGAGGACAGAAGUGGUUCAGAAAUGUCGUGAGUUGAUAAAGCUCUCCCUGUAAAAAGAUGAAGGCAGAUGCAUAAAUAGAAAGGCAGACUUUAUUUUAGAAACCUCAACUAAUGUUUUUCCCUCAGUAUCGGUUUGUUUACAAACUGUGAAGAUGCACAUAAGUGCUGUUCUUACCAAAUGUGUUAUUGGCAGAGGGCAGGACUAUGUUCGGUUUCUGUAAUAACUGGUAAGUUGGAUGCAUCCUAACCCCUUGAUUGAAAACUUCCAUUUCAAAUAGCCAGGGGUUUGUAUCAGAGGGAGCUCUGGCACUUCUCAUUGGAGUAGAGAAGUCACAGUAACAUCUUUGUCAAACCUACGCUUUGAAUGUGGAAUGUACGGGUACCAAGCUGCUUUGGGCAGACUGUCUACAAACUGGGCAUCCAGAGUAUUAAAUGCCACCGUUUCUCAGGUACUGUUUCUUCCCUCAUUUGAUCUCAUGUGGCUUUUCUGUCUUGUUAAUAAUCUUUUGGGGCUUUGGAAGUUUUCAUAAAUUUCAGUGCUAUUCAGUAUUCUUUCAAAGUUCUUCAUUGAUUACAGUUUGAAGUUUGACCAGUUGUAGCUCACCAGAGCCCCACGAGGAGGAAAAUGUUUAGUGUCUGGUACAUGUACCAACAGAUGCAUCAACUCUUGACGCAAGUGAGAAAGAUCUGCCUGGAUCUGGAGCACUGACUGGUGAAAUCUAUUUAGGAUUAAAAAAAAAUAAGGUUUUGAGCUUUAUAGCUCAUGUUGUGUAGGGAGACUGGCUAAAAUAAUGCAGAAUUGAAGGCUUCAGGUAUGAAGAGGCUCCAAAUAGCUGUUCUAACACACAGUGCAGAUCAAGAGCACAUUUUUCAUGUUACUUAAAAAAUAAAGCUGAUAUCCAAUAUAAGAGGAUCUUCUGUCUCUGAAUGGCACCAAAGAGAGCAGCUGCAUCUAAAGUUAUUUGUUACAAUACUGAGCGCAUAUACUAUGUUCAUUUCUAUCAGUUUAUUUUGUAUAUAUAGACAGCUUUUUAUAUGUAUUUUUCUUAAUUAUGUAACUCAUGAAAUAAGUUGUACUUAGUGCUAAUUCCGAUUAAAACUGGUCUUUCGCCUUUUGUUGGGUCGGUUUGUUUGCAGCAAUUACUUGACUCUUGUUUCCAUGAGCUUGUGAAGUCUGAUUUUGUUUACAAAAUGGCUUUAUUUGGUUUUGAAGACUUCCCCAGCCACAAAAAGUACAGAGCACAUGCAUAGCAGGGAAGCACGUGCUGGGGAUGAAGUAUCCACUUAUGUUGGCACCACAGCACUAAUGGUGACGUGCAGAUGCCCUCCUGUUUACAUUACUUAGUUGACGAUUUAAAUGCUUAGCACGUACCUCUCUGUUUUCUCAUCCCUUAACCUGCUCCUGUCAGCUUUAUUGUGAGCGUAUUAAACCUUUCUUAGCUGCAAAUACAUACACUCAUAAAAACAUCACGGAAAGCAGGAGUCGUCCUGCUGUUAAAGUGUCGAGGCUCCCUCUCUGUUCUCUCACUCCCUUUUACCCUUAACAGAAUUGAACAUGGGUUCCUUCCAGUUCUGUAGUAGCCAGCAAAGGCUCAUCAACAGUCACACUGCUCAGUUCCCACUGUUCCACUUACACCAUCGCUUUUAAUUUGCUGCCUGAACUUGUACUGAGCUGUAUUUAAUUUUGGCAUUAAAUGUAAAAGAUAUGUAAUGGCACAGUUACUGUUUCUAUGUUUGUAUGUUGUGGGUAGGACGAGUCCUAUGCAGAAAAUACAUGUUGCCAUUUUACAGUUUAAUACUUGAAGUGAUUUUUUUAAAAAGAGCUUUUAUAAAUGAAUUAAAUACAAAGUCACAUUACGUUGCUUAAGAGUUCCUUCGUGCUUGACUUGCACCCUGCAGUUUGCUCAGAUGUACUUUUCCAUGUUAUCUCAAGUCGUUUAUAAGCAUUCGAGAUUAUAACAUUAUUUAUAAGUGCACUCAAGAUUUUGUACAUCAGUGUUCAGACCUGCUCAUACUUCAUGGAAGUAGAAUUGGUGUUUAAAUAACGAGUUGUACUAUUUUAGGCCUCUUUUCAAAAGUGAUAAAAUAUCGAUGUAUUUGACACACAACUUCUGUCGGCGAAUGCAAAACUGACUGACUUAAUAAAAGUAUGUGGAAUAAGCUGAAAA
This is a messenger RNA of Coturnix japonica (Japanese quail), 6470 nucleotides long. It is a transcript of the gene ZDHHC20, whose product is annotated as zDHHC palmitoyltransferase 20. NCBI's taxonomy places the organism in Eukaryota, Metazoa, Chordata, Aves, Galliformes, Phasianidae. Gene Ontology annotation, molecular function: palmitoyltransferase activity. The record is from RefSeq and is a predicted model, not a curated record.